CGACGCUGGCGGAGAGAAGUCGCGCAUGUUCCCAGAACACAAUGCUGUUUGGGUCUUAGAGCGUCUCUGUUCAUCUGCUGCAAAGAAGACGAGAAAGAAAAGAGGAGAGAAUCUACCUACCCACACUGCGAGCGAGAGGGACACCGACCGGAGGAAGCGUCUGGACUGGGAAAUAAAACAAUUGUUGGACCAUCAAAGAAAAUAAAGGAUUGCGUUAAUCUCUGAAUAACAGCAACAACGUUGUAAUACAAUAUUUGUUUUCUUCAAUCAAAAAUGUCAUCGUCGGGUAAAGACAACAGCGGUGCUCAACAUGCUAAUUACGUGGGACCAUAUCGCUUGGAAAAGACACUCGGGAAAGGGCAGACAGGGCUGGUGAAGCUGGGGGUCCACUGUGUCACAUGUCAGAAAGUUGCAAUAAAGAUUGUCAACCGGGAGAAGCUCAGCGAGUCUGUGCUAAUGAAGGUGGAGCGAGAGAUCGCUAUUCUAAAGCUCAUAGAACACCCGCACGUUUUAAAGUUGCACGACGUCUACGAAAACAAGAAAUAUUUGUAUUUGGUUCUAGAACAUGUGUCUGGGGGCGAGCUUUUCGACUACUUGGUAAAAAAGGGGAGGUUAACGCCCAAGGAAGCCCGAAAAUUCUUUCGACAGAUCAUAUCAGCGCUGGACUUCUGCCACAGUCACUCAAUAUGCCACAGGGACCUGAAGCCGGAGAACCUGUUGCUAGACGAGAAGAACAACAUCAGGAUAGCGGACUUUGGCAUGGCCUCUCUGCAGGUCGGGGACAGUCUCCUGGAAACCAGCUGUGGGUCCCCUCACUAUGCCUGUCCAGAGGUCAUAAGGGGGGAGAAGUACGACGGCAGGAAAGCCGAUGUGUGGAGCUGUGGGGUCAUCCUGUUUGCACUUUUAGUGGGUGCCCUGCCGUUUGAUGACGACAAUUUGAGAAACUUGCUGGAGAAAGUGAAGCUGGGAGUGUUCCACAUGCCGCACUUCAUCCCACCCGACUGUCAGAACCUCCUCCGCGGGAUGAUCGAGGUGGACGCCACCAAGCGGCUAACGUUAGAUCAAAUCCAGAAGCAUACGUGGUACAUAGGGGGCAAGAAUGAGCCUGAGCCGGAGCAGCCUGUUCCUCGGAAGGUGGCGAUCCGCACCCUGCCCUCGGCCGAAGACAUUGACCCCGACGUGCUGGAGAGUAUGCACUCGCUGGGGUGUUUCCGAGACAAGAACAAACUGAUGAAAGACCUGCUAUCAGAGGAUGACAACCAGGAGAAGAUGAUCUACUUCCUUCUUCUGGACCGAAAGGAGAGGUAUCCCAGUCAUGAGGACCAAAACCUCCCACCUAGAAAUGAAAUAGACCCGCCCAGGAAGCGUGUGGAUUCACCCAUGCUCAACAGGCACGGCAAGCGGAGACCCGAACGCAAGUCCAUGGAGGUCCUGAGCGUGACGGACGGGGGCUCUCCGGUGCCAGUACGGCGGGCCAUCGACAUGGCGCAGCACGGGCAGAGUAAGGCUGUGUUCAGUAAAAGCUUGGAUAUCUCUGACGCCAAUCCCAAAUACAGCAAAGAAGAAAGGUCGCGGUCCAUAAGCGGAGCCUCCUCGGGCCUCUCCACCAGCCCCCUGAGCAGCCCCCGGGUGACCCCCCACCCCUCCCCCAGGGGGAGCCCUCUCCCCACCCCCAAAGGGACGCCGGUGCACACGCCCAAGGAGAGCCCGGCGGGCACCCCCAACCCCACGCCACCCCCCAGCCCCUCCAUCGGGGGCAUGCCCUGGAGGACACGCCUCAACUCCAUCAAGAACAGCUUCCUGGGAUCGCCGCGCUUCCACCGCAGGAAACUGCAAGUUCCUACGCAAGAGGAGAUGUCCAGCCUCACCCCAGAGUCUUCCCCCGAGCUUGCCAAAAAAUCCUGGUUUGGUAACUUUAUCAACCUGGAGAAAGAGGAACAAAUCUUUGUGGUCAUCAGGGACAAGCCUUUGAGUUCCAUCAAAGCGGACAUCGUGCACGCCUUUCUCUCAAUCCCCAGCCUCAGCCACAGUGUGAUCUCACAGACGAGUUUCCGGGCCGAGUACAAGUCCACCGCCGGGCCCACGGUGUUCCAGAAGCCCGUCAAGUUCCAGGUGGACAUCACCUACACCGAGAGCACCGCAGCGCAAAAGGAAAACGGCAUCUACUCAGUCACCUUCACGCUGCUUUCAGGACCCAGCCGGCGCUUCAAGCGGGUGGUGGAGACCAUUCAGGCUCAGUUGUUAAGCACACACGACCAGCCCGGGGUGCAGCAGCUCUCUGGCAGCCCAUUGAGUAACUUCUUUGACGUAAUUAAACAACUUUUUGCAGACGAGAAGAGCGGCCAGGUGCCCCACCCGCCCGCCACGCCCAACAAACACCCCGCAAACAGCAGGAGACAUGACCCAGAAGCCAAUGACUAUGCCUCUAGAGGGGACUCAAAGUGCCCAGCGGGCAGAGACUAAAGCAAAGAUGGUGACAUCUGUUGGGACACAGGAGCAACCUUAAGAAGGAGUAAUAGUGAAUGACUAGAUUAAAAUAAUCGGUUCAUGACAUCAAUAAUAAUAAUAAAAAAAAUAAUAAAUAAAGACGUGAGCAGAGAGCCAGUGGCUUGCAUCGCUCAGUUGUAAAUAUUAAAAACUACUUUGGAAAUUGUCUAUAGGCAUACUUUUGUAUGAUGGAAUGACUGUACAUAACAAAUAUAAAUCAAUUGAAUAUUUUACAAUUAGCUCAUGCUGACACACACAAUCCUUCCCCUUUCCCCCCUUUACCCUUGUCCAAAAACACCCUGAAUCUACCCUGGUAUAUUUCUACCCUAGUAUAUUUUUGUCUUCUUUUUGUCUGUCCUGUUUCUCACCUUUGUGACGCCCUGAAUUGUCUCUACUAGGAAUAAUCCAGAAAGCCUGUUAAGUCCCGCCUCCUGCC
Molecule: messenger RNA, 2923 nt
Organism: Megalops cyprinoides (Indo-Pacific tarpon)
Lineage: Eukaryota; Metazoa; Chordata; Actinopteri; Elopiformes; Megalopidae
Gene: brsk2b
Product: BR serine/threonine kinase 2b
Exons: 20
Coding region: 274-2463 (729 amino acids)
Biological process (GO): microtubule cytoskeleton organization; protein phosphorylation; intracellular signal transduction
Cellular component (GO): cytoplasm
Molecular function (GO): tau-protein kinase activity; protein serine/threonine kinase activity; ATP binding
Source: RefSeq, a predicted model, not a curated record